UACAUUUCACACAGUUUGCAAGCUAUACAACCCUACAAAGCUACAAAGCGGAGGUAACCAUUUCACCAUUACAAUCCAAGGCGAAUUUAUAAAAGGUUGAUUAAAUAUAUUCCGUCGAAGUUGCAGAUUCCAAGCACACAAAAAUUAAGAAAUAAGUAUUAUUCAUCAUUCUCCAUAUCUACCACAUCACGGCAUCUUAACUGUCUGUCCAUUCCCAACAACAAGCCUUUUCUUUACCAGAAAUCCGAAGAUUCCAAAUCCACCGCCAUUUUCUAUUUUUCCAUCUAUUUCAAAUAAUUACCUCAGUAGAAAUGGGAAGCAGCAUUGCACCGUCAACCCCUGCUGAGGGUGGCUCAAAAUUUAAUGAAAAACUUUUAAAUGGACUUCGGCAAUUUUAUGAUGAGCAGAAACUGAUCGACGUGACUUUUAAGGUUUCUAAUCCAACUGUUUUGAUCCCUGCUCACCGUUUGAUAUUAUCCGCUGCCAGUAUUUACUUCGAGAAUCUCUUUAGCAGCAAUCAAGUCGGAACACCGUUAAUCGAAAUAAGCGAUAUUGACAGUGAUACCUUUGAGCGUCUGAUCACUUUUUGUUAUACAGGAAAGACGAUGAUUACCCACGAUAAUGCCGCUAAAAUGCUAAAGGCGGCAAAUAUUUUGCAACUGGAUGAUGCUGCUGUUGACUGCGUGAAUUUUAUUUUUGAAAAUAUAACGGAACUCUCACUGGGGCGGGUAUAUGUCCUGGAGCGCGAGACUCAGUGUGAACGUCUUCGGCAGAAAAUCCGGGAGUAUGAAAUACAACAUUUUAUGGAAGUAAAAGGCAGUGCUGAAUUCUUGAAUUUUGACUAUGAAAAAUUGAAGGAAAUCGUGGAAAGCGAAGACUUGAAUGUGACCAGCGAAAAAGAUGUCUUUUUCGCGAUUAAAAUUUGGUACGAACAUGAUACUGUCGGCCGUGAACGUCAUUUGCCUGACCUCAUUGGUUGCUUGCGUCUCUCGCAAUUCGAUACGAAUUUCAUAUUGACAAAUAUUCAACCGUUGGCAGGAUGUGAGUCGUUGGCUUUAAAAACAAUAGUAUGGGUCAGUCAACCUUUAGCUCGUACAAUGGUAACAUUAAAAUUCACGGAGCCACGGGAAUCUUUACGUACAAAUCUUGAAGAGAUGACCUGUUUGGCGGUGGAGAUAAGUAGUGGCCAUACCACUAGUUGUCUCUUACGAUACAAUAAAACUGAAGAUAAAUGGAUAAAAUACGCAGAUUUAGAUACACAGGGUGUCUAUAGGUUCAGUGUUAUUCUUAAUGAUGACAAUCUAAUCUUCACCGGAGGACAAAGAAACGAAGAAACAAAUGAAGUUAGAAGCUGGAAUUUGCGUACCAAAACAUGGAAACAGCUGCCCGCAAUGACUCACUCUCGGAUGAAUCACAGUGCUGCACUUUUAGAUGGCAAAAUGUACGCGAUUGGUGGAUUUAAUGGAAGGACUUCUCUAGCGUCGGUAGAAGUAUUCUCCUCCACUGGUGGAUGGCGGGAGGUACGCAACAUGAAUACACCACGCCUGAACGCAGCUGUAGUGACCUUAAAUGGCAACAUUUUCAUUAUGGGAGGUUGGAAUGAAGUGCAAAGUAUAAAUUCUGUUGAACGCUACGAUCCAACCACAGAUAACUGGACUUAUUGUGCGAAUAUGAAUGGUUCGUGUAUAUUUCCUGGUGCAGCCGUGCACAAAGGAUUCAUAUAUGUUGUAGGGGUGAAGGGGGCUGAGCGAUACGAUCCACAAAGAGAUGUGUGGACGAAGAUCUCUUUACCUACCAAUAGUGAAAAUCCUGGUUGUAUUUCCUUAAACAAUCAAUUAUGGGCUAUCGGCGGAUGGGGCUAUCAACAAACAGACCGCUCUUAUGUUUAUGAUGACGAAAGCGAUCGGUGGAUGGAAAAGGCUCGUCUGCCUAAUCCUGGUGCAUACUCCUGCUUUAUUGUGCCUGAAGCUUUCUUAUAAUUGGAAUAAAUAAAAUAAUAAAAUAUGAAAACUUCCAAAAAUAUUUUUAUACAUAAAUAAAAGU
Messenger RNA from Ceratitis capitata (Mediterranean fruit fly), 2043 nucleotides. Its product is annotated as kelch-like protein 28. The record is from RefSeq and is a predicted model, not a curated record. Gene Ontology annotation, molecular function: protein binding. The transcript has 10 exons. Lineage: Eukaryota; Metazoa; Arthropoda; Insecta; Diptera; Tephritidae. Bases 312 to 1979 code for a protein of 555 amino acids.